Molecule: messenger RNA, 545 nt
Organism: Drosophila gunungcola (fruit fly)
Lineage: Eukaryota; Metazoa; Arthropoda; Insecta; Diptera; Drosophilidae
Exons: 3
Coding region: 38-334 (98 amino acids)
Source: RefSeq, a predicted model, not a curated record
CGUUACUAUCAGUUGAUGUACAUCAGAUUUAUUCAAAAUGCGGUGUCUUUGCAUUGUAUCCAUUAUCCUUAUCCUUUGUUGCUUAAUAAUAAAGGGACAACGUUUAAACUGUAGCAGAAUUCGUGAAAAUUGUGAGCCCUGUACCCGCCGUUUGGUGGAUCCCAUCAACAAUCUGGACUUUAUAAACAGGGAUUGCAGGGAAAGUGUCGGCGAACGUUGGAUUUGGCGUGAUGUAAGGCGUUGUGACAUGCAAAUUGUUGCCUGUGAAAAUCAUGACAGCAAACUGGAUUGUGAUACCGUGGCUAGGUUGGCUGGAAUGAGAAGGCGUCAUUAAUUUUAACUGAUUGAAUAAAUUCAAAACUCAAAAAGAAAAUGGAUUGCCUAGCUAUAGCCGAGCUCUCUGGCGUACUUAAAGAUAUGCCCGCCAGCAACAUGAUUUCCCGAAUCCAGCUAAAAUAUUAAAAGUGAUUUUGCCCAAAUAAAUGCAGAUUUGCGAAGGGAUUUGAGAUGGUUACUAUAGCCUGUCUGCCCGGCCAAUAAAGCGA